Molecule: messenger RNA, 3986 nt
Organism: Dreissena polymorpha
Lineage: Eukaryota; Metazoa; Mollusca; Bivalvia; Myida; Dreissenidae
Exons: 2
Coding region: 682-1872 (396 amino acids)
Source: RefSeq, a predicted model, not a curated record
UUCUGAAAACAGACAACUGUGGUGUCGAUGAUAGAAAUCCUGACGAGGCUAACUUUUCUCAAAGAAAGGGCACUAAAAUGACAUUGUAUGAGCCAUUUAAGUUCGGGGGAACGCGGAACUUAGCACAGGGUUCUCAAAGCAGUGAUGCGUAUAAAAGUAGUGACCCAGAGCAAACCUCAGGGGGUAGAGUUUCUCUUGUAAAACAGUUUGUGGACGUUAAUCAUAAGCAAGACUUUAUGGACUCAGACAGUGGGUUAAGUUCAAUGUGCAAUGAACCAGUCAGGAUCACUAAGAGGAGGAGGAAACCAGACCGCCGUGAUCUCAGCCCUUGUUCAGUGGCAAGUACCGAGUCCAGCGAGUCAGUUCAUCUGCCUAAAUUUGUUGACUUGACACCCGUGACCAGUUCUGUACAACGUCCCAUACCCUGUAGGUCCAAAAUGUCUUUGAUGUCCAUCAAUCAAAACUCUGGUCUAAACAUUGAAACAUCUAAAUCUUCAGUAUUGAAAGAGCAGGCUUAUGUUGGAAAUAUACAUGUAUCUAGACUUGAGACAAGAGUGGAUUCUGAGACUAAAGUGAAUUCGGAAAAAGCACAUCAAGAUGUUUGUGAUUCAGCUAAUUCUAUGAGUCUGGAGCCAGGCUUUGACUUGCCAUCUGUGGUGGUUGUCCCCUGUACGAAAUUGAAUGGGAUUGUGUCAUCUAUUAACCCAUCAACAGUAUUCUGUAAACCAAUUAAAACCUUGCCAGAAACAGUUCCAUCUGGUCCAUUGCCUGAAAAAUGUAUUGAAAUUCAAUCUAGUGUCACAACAGCCCGGGAAGGCUCUUUACCCCCAAAGAAAUGAAAUAGACCUUAUGCAACCAGAAUCACAAGUGAUUACUAAAAUAUCAAAACCUCUUACAGUUCAAGUCCCAUCUGAAAGCAUCAGACGCUCUUAUAAUUCCACUCCUAAAUCUGGAAGUGCUUCUAGUCAGUCGAGUCGAUUUAAAUUGCCGCCAUUUUCGGGCCUAAACAAGAAGAAAACGACAAUUGAUCGAAAUGCAUUCUAUACACUAGAAAAGCAAAAGGUUGCAAACCAAGAAAACGUAAAGCUGAAUGAGGCCUCUUCAUUGAGUCAAGUGAAACAAUACUUGUUGACACGCACAGCUGGAACUGCAAGAACGAAAUUUGAAGGUUUAAACUUGAAAUCCAAUGUGGACAGUUCCUCUUGUUGUCCAGUAUUAAGUCAAUCACAUGAACAAUUGGCAAGUAGUAUAAACAUGCAUAAUACAUCAGCAAAUUCGGAAAAUAAUUCUAGUCAAAAUGGUGUUAAUAUGCGAAGCGCAAUGUCUUCCAUCCUAACAAAGAGAAAAAGCUUUUCAAAUAUGUCAGAUUUCCACCAUGUUGAUAAUAAAAAACCCAGAGAAGAAACAAGCACAAACAAUGAAACCAAUUCUUUGAAGGAGAAUUUCCCUAACAAGAAGAACUAUUCACAAAUCAGAAAACAGACUGUUAAGCCUGGUUAUACGGGUAAAAACAAGUCAAUGGUUGAUAAAUGGGCCACAGACUCAAUGAACAUCACAGGUCACUCUGAUACUCCAGAAUUCUUGAGGAAUUCAUUCGUUCCCACGGCAACCGAAAAAGAUCUCAUGGUUGGUUCAGAUACCGUUUUACAAGACCUGUACGACGCACUGAACAUUCCCUACAACCAUGUGCAGGACACUAUGACCAGCAUCAUGUCAGAUGUGGAUGACAUUCUACAGUUUGUAGAUGCCAACGAUGCCUUCAGAGACGACAUGCGGGCAACCUCGCCAGAAUCCUGCAGGUCUAUACCUGUCUUCAAAGAGCACUUUAAAACUGAUUGCAUGGUCCGUAUACCCGGUCGAAAUUCAGCUUAAAUUUGGUGCAGAUGGAAAGAAAGAUUGAUGUUCUUGCUGAAUUACUUUGCCAGUACUUAGUCUGUCAUUGCAACCUCAAAACAGUGUGUUCAGUUACGUAGCGGACACAAUGUUUUCAUUCUGCAUACACGUGUACAAUAUUAUUAGCCUAGUUACAAAUAGCUGUUUUGCUGGCUGUUGCAAGCUGUGGCUAUAUAAUUUUGCCUCCAGUUCUCAUGCUCACUUUUGGUGCAUUAUAAAUUACACAAGUUCAGACAACUCUACCUUCGAUAUCCGGUUGACUGACAUGUACACUGGCAUGUUAUGAUUUAAAUUUUGUGUACAAUUUGAAAAAUUGAAUUUAGAUGUCUUUCUGCAAUGUUGUUUGGUAAAGUAACUACAAAUAUGGAGAUUUACAUCUAUUCUUAAGUUCUCAAACCGUUUUCUUUCUGUAUUUCUUGUGCCAAAUCAAUUCUGUUGAGAAUGAGAGCUUAUUUCUUGUGGUCUAAUGUCAGACUUAAAAAUGCAGUUGUAUUCUGGUAGAUGUAUUUCGUGAUGUCACAUAAUUGAUGUAGGUUCCCUUAUGCAGCUGUUUGACGCUGUGAAGGCUGAGCGUUAUCUAAUUGUGAAUCAUGGAUAUAUGCUUUUAAUUAUCAAUUAAAUACGACAUGACGAAAUGGUUAAAUAUGUUCACGUAAAUAACGUAAAAUGAUAACGUUCUCUUGUGUAUUUUAUCUAGAUAACAAAGAUGAUGAUGGUGUUGUUGAUGAUGAUAAUGCUGGUGAUGGUGAUAACAUGAAAAUCACUGCAAAUAAACUGUGCGAGCACCAAUAUGGAACUAUCCGGCCGUCCGGCCGUCAGUACAAGUUGAGUCGUCAUGCAUCCGUCUGUCUGUCGAAAUGUGGAUUGAACUAAUGCAUGACUGUACUUCGGUUCAAGCAUUGGUUCAAUUGAAUCAGCGUAGAAGAUCGUCCAAGAAAGCAUUGUUAACUGUGUUUGCAAUGUCAACAGUCCGUUCAUGAUGUGUGGUCGUCGCCAUAGGUCGUGCGCUAGUCCGUCUGUCUGUUCAGAUGGGUUUGAACCAAUGCAUGACUGUACUAAGGUUCAAGCAUUGGUUCAAUUGAAUCAGCAUAGAAGAUCGUCCAAGAAAGCAUUGUUAACUGUGUUUGCAAUGUAAACAGUCCGUUCAUGAUGUGUGGUCGUCGCCAUAGGUCGAGCGCUAGUCCGUCUGUCUGUUCGGAUGGGUUUGAACCAAUGCAUGACUGUACUUUGGUUCAAGCAUUGAUUCAAUUAAAUCAGCGUAGAAGAUCGUCCAAGAAAGCAUUAUUUACUGUGUUUGCCAUGUCAACAGUCCAUUCAUGAUGUGUGAUCGUCACCAUAGGUUGUGUGUUGUCCGUCCGUCUGUUCGGAUGGGGAUUGAACCAUGCCUGAUUACGCACUACAUGUACGUUUCAGGUAUUGUUUAAAUUGGUUCAACUUGAAAGGCUGUCUGUGGCUAGCCGAUGUUGGUACUACAUGUAUCUUAGCAAAUGUUAAUGUUCAUAUGUUUCUUGACUAAUACUUAUGGCAUUAUAAUUCAUUAAAUUCAAACAGAAAACUUCACAAUUGAAUUGUUGACACUUUUGGGGUGUAUUUUUACCUGCAACAGUUUCUUGGCAUUAUGCUUGACUAAAACUUCUUUUCUUAACUUGACGUACAUGUACAUUUAUGUGAUUUCAUUUUGAAUGAUUUUUGAUGUUCACAAAUGAUGUAAGAUUAUCCAAUGCUUAAGGCAGUUGUAAUACCACCAAAUCUGUCUGGAAUGAGACAAACAUAAACUCUGUGCUGUGGUAACACGGUGCCUAUACCACGUGACUUUCGGAUCUGUGUUGGGGGAAUAUCGCGCGACCCAGUUAACAUUUUUAAGGGUCUCUUUUUAAAUAUUUUACCAUUUUUAAUGGAAUAAAGUGGAGAGCCCACUAAUUCGUAAGAGUUUUCUAUAGGUAUCAUGAUUUUUUUAAACAAAUAAGAUUAUUUUUAGUAAAGAGCAACCGUGCGUUUGAACGGUAAGAAAAAUGUCGGACCAGUGUGGGGACUUCAUAUUACAAACGCGCGGUUGCACUUUACAGAAAAAAAUACUUAUUUGUUUAAAAAGA